UUAUACAUAUUGGUCAAAAAAUUUCCUAUAUAAGCGCAAACUUCUCACAGAGGCAGGGCACGGUCAUCUGAAAGCACCAUUAGUGUGGACAAGUGAGGCAGAGCAGGCACUUGUUCUUUUAAAACAACACCUGAAUGAGGCUGCGGAACUAGCAUCCCCUGAUCUAACGAAAAUGUUUGAGCUAGAUGUGAAGGAAGAAAAUGGUUUUGUUUCAUCAGUUUUGUGGCAACCUGGUACUAUGGGCAGGAGAGUGUUGUGUUACUAUAGUACGAAGUUGGAACCAGUAGAGAUGGGACAUCCGACGUGCACCAGGGCUCUGUGUGCAAUCGCUAAAGCGUUAAAAGGAACAUCCUACGUCACUCGUGGUCGAGAUGUCAGGGUUCACACUAAUCACACUGUAGCAAGCUACAUUUCGAGCAGCAGAUUCACACUAGGAAGGCAGCGAACGGGCAAGCUCCAGGACAUCCUACUCCAACCCAAUGUUUUCUACAUAGGGACCGAAUCUAACAUGGCAGCUCCCACAUCGGACCACUCACCCCACGUUUGCGAAGCUCUGGUGAGAGAUGAAAUGAAUGUCUUCCCUUCUGUUUUAACAGAACCCAUUCCAGGUGUCAUUGACAUUUUUACAGAUGGUCACAGCCACGCUACCCCAACAGGGGGGAUCGUGGCCUCCUAUGCUGUUAUCUGCAAUGCUGUCGAUCUCAACCUUUUUUCAAGGGGCACAUGGCACACCGUGGAAGCUAAGGUCAUCCCGCCUCCGGCGUCGGCCCAGCUAGCAGAAAUAAUCGCUGUGAUCCGCGCUUGCGAACUGCAUGAAGGUAAAAAAUUAAACAUCUACACUGAUUCGGCCUACGCAGUUAGAACAGUCCAUGUCGACCUAAAACACUGGUUGAGAACUGAUUUUUUAACCACAGCCGGUAAACCUGUCAAACACAUUGAUCACAUGCUGCGCUUGAAAGAAGCCUUGACGAAACCUGAAUGCGUGGCGGUCAUUAAAUGCGCGGGUCAUCAAUCGGGGGCCUCAAAGAUAGUAAUGGGGAAUAACGCUGCUGAUGCGGCCGCAAAAGCAGUAGCUGUUUAUAAAAGAACUGUAAAAGCAAAAGCACAGAUGGUUCAGUCCCCCGUUGUUGCACGGGACACGGGGCUGGUGGAAGUCAUUGACAUGCAAAAAGCUGCAGCACCCCAGGAAAAACAGGCAUGGGUUGAAAAAGGGGCAAAACAGGAUGAACAGACGGGUGUAUGGAGGUCACAUAAUGGGAGACUUGUGGCCUCCUCUGCACUUCUGUUGCUUCUUUGUGAAGAAGCGCACCACAGGGGCCACCAGUCCAGUGAAAAAAUGCUAAGGCUAAUUAGCCAAAAGUGGUGGCACCCUUUCAUCAAAGAUGUUUGUAAAUAUUUUGUAAAUACUUGCUCCAUUUGCUGCCAUUACAACCCAAAACGAACAUUGAAAGUUGGAAUGGGAGCAUUUCCUGUUCCCAGCAAACCUUGGCAGGAGGUUGUUAUUGAUUUUGUGGACAUGGGAAAAGAAAAAAGGGUGAAAGGAUGUAGAUAUUUGCUUGUUUGUGUUGAUACUUUCACCAGGUGGGUUGAAGCCACGCCCACCAAAACAGAAUCUGCACGAGAGGUCAUUAAUUGGCUAAUUAAUGACCUGAUCCCACGCUAUGGUGUUCCACUUAGCAUCCGUUCGGAUAAUGGAACACACUUCACCUCAGACUCCUUAAAACAAGUUGAGGAGUAUUUUGGGAUCAAGCAGAAGUUUGGGUCAGCAUAUCAUCCGGCCUCACAGGGGCUUGUGGAGAGAACAAAUCGCACAAUCAAAGAGCAGUUGGCUAAAGUUUGUGCUGAUACUGGGAUGACAUGGCUGACUGCGCUGCCAUUGGUGAUGUUCUCAAUUAGAUCAUCACCCACUGAUCGCAUGGGGUUGUCUCCCCAUGAACUUUUGACAGGAAGGACGAUGCCCUGUCCUUUCACUUCCUCUCUCCAACAGGGCUGUGAACCCAGUUUGGAACUACAACAAGAGGAGCUAACGCAUUAUGUCCAACAGUUGCAGUCUGCUGUGAAGUUUUUGUCUCACAACACACAGGAAGCCCUGACUGGAGAACCAAAGGGAGAGACUCCGGAGCAGAUUGCACCUGGGGAGUGGAUAUACAGAAAAGUGUUCCACAGAACGUGGAAAGACCCUAGGUGGAUUGGACCUUUUAAGGUGGUAAGCUCAACCACUUACAGUUUGAAGGUUUGGCUCGACGAAGCUGAAACCAAGGUAAGCAGAUCUUGGCACAAAUCACACUGCAGAAAGGGCACACCUUCCACAGAGAGGAACCUCAGAGAAAUCAGAAAGCACCUGAGGGAUAUUGGAGAAAACAUUGAGGAGUAAGAAUGUUGCUGUGUUGCAGCAAAGUAUCGGGGGGAGGACAGUCUAGUUUGAUUUUAUUUUUCUUUGUUUCUAGUUUAAUCUAUGCUGAACAAACUCAUUUUGAUACCACAACCUCCCGCAUGAACGAUUCUAGAUCGUUUGUGCACAGGGCCAAGCGCGAUGCGCCGGUCUGGAAAAGAUCGUCGGAUCCCUGCAUCAAAUAUUACGGUGGCUUGGAGUUAAACUACACUCUGGGUAGCUCAGUAACUUUCCAAUUCGAUCUCUGUGACGUCAUUGACUGUGGGGGGGACCCUACAUCUUGGAGGGGUUAUGACGUUUACAUGUGUCACUUCCUGUAUGGCGCACCUGUUGGGGGCACAUGGUGUCCCCGAUGGAGUUAUGUGGGCUGGAACACUGGCCCAGGGGGGUAUGUAGCACCACAAUCAGGUGACUUGAAAGAACUACAGGAAAAGAAAAUUGGGCUGAUGAGGGGGCAACUGACCACGACCUCCAUGGGGGGGGAAGACAUGGGGUUAAAUCCAUUGCUACUGAGUGUGACGGACCUUAGGAAGAACGUGUAUUACUGCGGCAAACACCAGCUCAAUAACUGUCAGAAACAGGGGGAUAAAGGGUUUUACCUUAUUUUGGGGGUGGAAGCCACAGGCGUAGAUACUAAAGGGCUCAUACGUUUUAAUCUGUUGGGCUCACAACACCCUAACUAUCAAGCUAAGGACCCAGUACAGACAGCCCGUGUGCGGGCUUUUGAUAGCACUAAGAUUUCAUACUCACAACAGCUGCAAUUAGCUACAGGGUACUCCCAGAAAAACACCUGGCUCCUGUUGAUUCAGGACGCGGCGCACAAAGCCCAGAAGGGAAAUUGCAUUGUAUGUGCGCAGGCCAGACCAAAUCUGAUUCUUACUGAAACCGCUUUUGAAUACACAACCAAUGGUUCCAGCCCAGCAACAAAUUCAAGUGAUAUCAACUGCCUACUUCAGGUUAUGUCCAAUGAUAAUCUGAACUCGAGAUGUGCUGGAUGGGAUGCCAUUUUUCCAGUGGCCCCGCAAAACACUACGCCUCCUAUCUUCCAACCGACAAUGUUAACGAAGGUGACCUGCUUUAAUAAUGGGAACGCUGCAGACGGGCACUUUAGUGUUGGUCGCCUGUCACCUAAAUACUGUGUGAUUACUUACGACCUGACAGGGGUUAGAACUGCUGGACAGUUACUGGUGAACAGGGCUGACGUGUGGUGGUAUUGCGGUGGUGACACCUUGCGGGGUUGGCUGCCUGUGAAUUGGAGGGGCCGAUGUGCUUUAGUUUCCCUGCUGUCACCUAUCCAGGUCGUGUCCGAAGCGGACUGGUCAGCAUCCUUGGGGGAUGUUACCCGUAACCAUGUCAGGAGACGAUCUGUAGAUCUAUUUAAAGAUUCACCUGUGUGGAUUGAUGCAAUCGGGAUCCCGCGUGGGGUGCCCGAUGAGUAUAAAUUGGCCAAUCAGGUUGCAGCGGGGUUUGAAUCUAUAUUUAUAUGGAUCACCCCAAACAAAAAUGUUGAUCGAAUUAAUUAUAUACAUUAUAAUGUACAAAGGCUUUCGAACCUUACUCGAGAUGGGUUUGAGGCAGUUCAUGGACAGCUUUCUGCCACAUCCUUAGUCGCCUAUCAAAAUAGAUUGGCUUUAGACAUGGUCCUGGCAAAGGUGGGAGGGGCGUGUAGUAUAAUCGGCGAUGCAUGUUGUUCUUUUAUCCCAAAUAACACAGCUCCUGAUGGAUCCCUAACAAAAGCAAUAAGAGGCCUGCAGUCUUUGUCAAAGGAGCUAAACGCUGACUCUGGAAUAGAAAACAAAUUCACUGCGGUGAUGGAAAAAUGGUUUGGAAAGUGGGGAAGUUUUGUCGUGAGUAUAUUCUCUUCUUCUGUCAUUGUUGUUGCAAUGUUUGCUGUCUGUGCCUGCUGUUGUGUGCCGUGCAUACGGGCACUGUUUUUCAGGUGCGUGGACAAGGCUUUGGGAGCCCAGGCUGCGAGAGGGUGGGCCGCUCCUCUUGCCUACCAGAUGUCGAUGGUUCAGUCAUCGGCUCCUUUGCACAAAGGAGCCGAUGGGGGGGAGACUGUGAUCCGGCUUUUAAGCCCCACAGACAACGAUGUCUGAACUAAGAGGGGAGAAAACCUUCUCUCCUAAUAUCCUUUAUGCUUCGAUUUUUUAUUUUAUUUUAAACAGUGAUCAACAUGAUUAAGAAUAGAAUCGGAACAGAUACAGUGUGAAGUAAAUGAUUAUGAAUAUUAUGGGGGAGGACACACAAGGUGAAAUGAAGCGAGUUAACCGGAUCUUCCUCUGUAGGAAAAAAAAAAAAAAAAAAAAAUUUUUUUUUAAAAACC
Messenger RNA from Fundulus heteroclitus (mummichog), 4718 nucleotides. RefSeq names its product TIP41, TOR signaling pathway regulator-like (S. cerevisiae) (gene tiprl). The coding region runs from base 173 to 2374 and encodes 733 amino acids. Gene Ontology annotation, molecular function: RNA-DNA hybrid ribonuclease activity; nucleic acid binding. The record is from RefSeq and is a predicted model, not a curated record. Gene Ontology annotation, biological process: DNA integration; TOR signaling. Lineage: Eukaryota; Metazoa; Chordata; Actinopteri; Cyprinodontiformes; Fundulidae. The transcript is spliced from 2 exons. Gene Ontology annotation, cellular component: cytosol.